AUGUCCGCUGCCAGGGUGGGCGCGGCAUUGCGGGCUUUUUUGGAUUCGCCCGACGCUGCGCUGUGGCCGCGGACGGCGACGGCGGCUCGCAGUCUGCAGGGCGUCAUGCAGGAGGAGGGCGCCCUCGAUGCACCAGCCCCCGGUGGUCGCAGGGCGGUCCGGUUCACCCCGGCGGCCCGGCACAAGCUCCAAAUGAGGGUGUCGCACCAGAAGCGGGUGCGUGAGAAGCUGUCCGAGCGCUUGGAGGCUGAGACCGGACCUCGAGCUGGCCGCCGCGUCAAGGACAUGUGGAUUCUGAGGGCAGGGCUUUCGCCGCCCAACAUGCCCUUGCGCGACGUGGCGUCCUUCUGCUCUGACUUCACCGGCGUCGAGCAGCAGGCCAUCGGCGCGGGCUCCGUCCGCAAGGCGAAGGACGCCUUCGCCGAGCUGCUCAAGAUGAUGAACCGCGACCACAUCGGGAAGAUGGCCCAGUCCACCUCCGAAUGCACAGUGUACGUGUCGCACACGCAUGACGAGGCUUCUAUGAGGCUGCGGUCCUACAACGCAGCCUGCGCGCCAGACGGCGUGGCCGCCGUUCCGCCCUCUCGGCGUCGGGCUCGCGGGCGUGCAUCCAAAAUCCAGAAUAACUGCGUCACCGUGACGAUCGGCGGCGCCGCGCCCCCGCUGUACGUCGAGCUCCAGCCUCUGCAGAAGAAGGAUGCUCCCAGCAUUGCCUUCGCGCUGUGGCAAGUGAUCGACAUCAUCUUGAAGGCGGCGCGGGAAAAGUUGGGCGAAGAUGCAGAUAUCCACCUCGCACACUUGAUCACGGGGGACGCCGUUGCCACCAAUCUCGCAGCCUGCAAGAUACUCUGGAGGAAGGCUUCGAAGAAUCCCACUGGGGACCCCAUUUUGGUGGAGUUGUCUCGCGGCGACAUACAGGCUGCUGCGGGCCGUUCUUUCGUCGAGAUCUUGCCGUUCGUGCCGUAUGGCCCGUUGUUACCUCCGACGGCAGCCGUGACUGCGAUGCUUGGUACGUUGGGAAACAUCGUAGCCCGCCUUUCCGUGUACGAGCAGUACCCCACGGCUCUCUGGAAGUGUUCCAAACAAUUCAACAGGGCGGGCUGGGCUAAAGAAUGCGAGGGGUUCUUGGCAAUUCCCGAACAAUCAUUGGACGUUGGAUUCUCUCUUCAGCUUCAACGUCGGGCCCUGCGGACUGGCUCUGAGUCCGCGGCCGUAACCUUCCUGAUGGGGCCUUCCACGCAGGCCGACAUAGACGCCGUAUUGACACUGGGCCACGCCACCACUUUGAACGCGGAGAGAAAGCAUGUCCAAGACAAAAAGAGCGAAGCACCUCGAUUGUCCACGGUGCCCGCAGCCAGCCGCAACGGCAUUAUUCGUCGGCAUCUCAAGCACCGCCGAGAGCAGCAGAUCGCGGCGUCGGAGGCCCGGCAGAGCGCGACGGGGGCGCACACGAACCCUCGGGCAGUUACUUUGAGUCGGCGUCCAGAUUUCGUCACCGCGUCCGCCAAAGUGGCGAGGCCGCGUUUGGUCUAUGACGAGCCAGGGAUCCAGGCGUACAUCGAUGCCAACCGCGAGGACUUGGACCGAGUUGUGGCUGCGAAGCAGGCGGCGGCGAAGGCGGCGGCCAGGGCUGCGGCGUCGCAUUCCACGGGUGGCACCCCUGGAACUAAUGCACAAUGGAUGAAGUGGAUUGAGGAGAACCGCCCAACCUUUUUGGAUUUCUUCGAUAACGCGUCUGCGAGGCGCCGUGCCCUCGCUGCCAGGCUCGUUCCCGACGGCGAAUUCCCCGCAGCUCCGAGACUGCAGCCUGAGCGCGCCUCGCCCGACAUUCCUUGGCAGGACCGCUUGUGGUGUCAGGCGCCCGGGUGGUUUUGCGUCCGAGCUGGAGAGGCGCGCCACAUCUUCUUUCACAUUGCCAUCGGGCGGGAUUCGUGGGUUUUGCCGAUCUACGGCCAUCGUGCCAAGAGGACCCUGCGGUUAUCUGGUGCAUUCCACAAGCAGUUCGUGCGGUUGCGUGAUUUUUGCUUGAGGGACAGUGUCCCCGUGGAUCCCGACACCAUGGUUUACCACAUCGAUGUCCAAUGCUCCAACUUCAUUGUCGAAUCUGUCAAAGUGUCCGUGACGAAUUGGAAGCGCUUGGAAGUCGGGGGCCCUCCUGGUACAGCUGCUGCCAGCGGCUUUGAUGAGGGCGACGUGGACGAGGGCGAAGAGGCCGAGGGCGACGGGGACGAUGUCGCGGGCGGUUCUGACACUGAUGAGUCCAGCGUUCUGUCCCUCGCGAGCGCCGCUGACACAGUGGAAGAGGAUGGGGUGGCCGGCGCGGACGCUGUGGGGGCGCCCGAGGUUGCGGCGGCCGACGCCGAGGAGGCGGCACAGGACGAAGGGGGCGCUGCUCCGCGAGCCAAGACGGGGACUUGGAACGUGUGGCCACCGGAACGAAAUACGUACUUCUACCUGACAGACAACCCUGCUUGGCCCGACGUGAAAGUGACCGCGCAGACCCGAUGGACCAAAGGCGGGGGCCUAGCACCUGGCAGGCAAGGGACGUUCCUGGAUCACUGCAGCGGGCGCCGGCGUUUUUUCGAGAACGAAGCGGAAGCUUCGGGCAACGGGGGUGGCGCUGGCUCGGGGGCGGGAGCGUGGACCCCAGAUGGCCUCUUCAUCGCUGUCCAGGACGGUCUCCGGCUGGACCUGGCAGCAUUGGGGCACGGGGGGCGCACGGGCUGUGUCGACGCCGACACAUUGAUCUCGGGGUGGCUGCCAGAUGUGCUCCCGUAG
Prorocentrum cordatum is the source of this 2778-nucleotide messenger RNA. Lineage: Eukaryota; Dinophyceae; Prorocentrales; Prorocentraceae. The record is from the annotation of a GenBank genome assembly.